AUGCAGGAUGGCAUCGGAAUAGCGCCGCCUCUGGCAGCGACACAGCAAGCUGGCGAUUUCGACCUGACGACGACGAAUGCCUGGUACAACCUCACGGCCCUCGCCCGCGCAGUCAACGUGACGCGGUAUGCACCUCUGAUCGAGGGCUUCGUCAAGGCUGGCCCGCGCAUUGUGAUGAAGCUGGGCUCCUUCAUGGCAGCUCCCAAUGCCCUUGGCCUUCCGGCCCAAAACGCCAUGUCGUCUGCCAUGCCCGAACCGGGGAUUCUCGCUCCCGCCGCCACCGGCUCGAGUCUCUAUAGCAAUGUCGUCGAUGCCGCAGCAGCUCCCAGCGCCCAGGCGGGCUCGGCAACGCAGCCGCCGCUCUUGUCUCUGGACGGAGUUCGGGGCUUGGGCAGCGUCUUCAACUACGCCACCAGCAAAUGGGCCCUCUCCUGCAUUGCCAUGGCCGUUAUCCUUAACCGGACUCAUAUCUUUGCUGCUACCCGCCGGAGAUUACGACUCCGCUGGCAAGUGAGGCUGCUGGUGCGACUUGUUCCCUUCAUGUUGUUGGUCUUCCAAGCCCGCCACCUUCUGCAGUCUAUCCAAUGUCAGACUUCGCCCGAUUUUGCGAUGCUGAGAUGGGGCGAUGCCAACAAGAGCUCUGAUCUCAUGUCUGCUCAUACGAAUCCCUUUUUGAAUACCAUAAGCUCGUCGCUGCUUUUCGGAGCCUCGGAUGAACAGUCUUGCGUUUCUGUGAAAAUGGUACCGCCGCAAGAUGCUGACGUCGUUGGAGAGCUCCAAGGCUCUCUAUCUCGGCUGUGGCCCUUGUUUACCUCUUUGUGUCUGAGCCAAUUCCUUGAAACGAUUUCCUGCGCUGUACAGGGACGUCCCGUUGCCGCCGAGACGGGCAUGACGCUGUUUGAACAGUCACUGGCCUUUGCUGAAGCGGAUGCUGCCGUUAAUAGCCAGCUUGGUUGGGGCGCGUUUUCUAAAUACCAAAACCUGCCUCCUAUACCAACCAGCCAAGGCAACACUAUUACCUUGACACGAUCGGCAAUUCUCAGGCGUAUUAACACGUCACCUGAAGUCUUAUGGAUCGCCCUCCUAUCCUCGAUGACACACAUUACAAGCCAUGUCCUGGGCGUGUUCGACCUUCAAGCCAAGUAUCGGCUUGUGAAUACGGGAUUCUGGGGCUUGUGCUUUAUGGGUAGCCUCGUAUGGAGCUUUUUCACUUUUGAGCCUGAUAACAUUGCAUCUCAAGGAUUCUUCAGAUUUCCUACUGUUUGCAUCAUUGGAUUCGUUCCCCACGUGUUGAUUCUAGUUGGCAUCGUCAUGUGUCUAUUCAUAUACGGAUUGGCACUGCUACUUACAGCCGCGAUGCCAACAACCAGCCAAGAACAACCCAGGAUGAACUUUCGCCAGCGACUGCUUUACGCACAUGAAAACAUGCAAGCCAAUGUCUCACUAUCGGAGCUUCGCAUUACGCGAGAGAUGGACUUCUACACUGCACUGCUAAGGACAGGAUUCGCUGCUAUUACUAUGGCCAGUGAAGCUGUUUAUCUCAACGAAGAUCGUGGUGUUAGUCUCAAGCAUCAGACUUGGCUCGAAGAGGCCCGUUACAGAGAAGCGGAGGAGUUGCGCAGGCAAUGGAUAAGUAUGGGCCUCUCUGACCCGCGUUAUGACCAAAUUGGCACCGUCGGACUAAUACCUGUUAAAAAUGGUCCUCUUCUGCCCCCUAAUGGUUAUAGCCGAGAGCGUGCUGCACAAAAGGUUCCCCGUGGCCGUGGCGAUAAGGUGCUCAGAGUCGGUAUUGGUGCUUCCGAGAGGAGUUCGAGAUGGUUCCUCGCCUUGGAGUUUCUCAUCAGCAUUAACAAGCUCCUGGCAAGAGUUUUCGCUCUAUCCCUUCUGUGGAUUCUUGGUGUAUGCCGUAUUCAGUCUCGGCCUGCAUGGUUGCUCUGGCUGGCGCGCCGUUCGAAGACGCCGGAGAAUGAAAAUGCAUCGAGACCAAGCCGUGGCCCCGGCGGAAGCAGAGAUGCGACGGCGAAGCCUUUGGAUGGAGAUGCGACUCUUAGAACGGACGCUUUAGAUAUCGAGGCUGAAUUUAGACGAGUUGGUACAAGCCAAGAUGAAGAGACCCUGGAUAAGGAUCUAUAUAAAUACUGGCUCAAAGGAGGAUGGUGGGGAUCUCAGGAUAUGAGCGGAACAUAUCAGCCUCGUGAAGAAGAGGAAGAAUGGGACAAUACGAGCGUAAUCACCAUGACCACCAAUGGAGGCGACAGCGAUGAUGAAGCAGGCGGCUGGAUGUCAGACGAGGGUAGCGGACAGAGAACACCAACUCAGCAAUCGCCACGACCUGGGCGUGAAGGGACUCCUUUUGUGGAUAGUCCACUAGCAAUGGGUGAUUUAGCCCGCCUUUUGCAUCCUACCAAUCUGGCUUUAGACGAAUGGAGCAGCUGCAACGGACGCGAAUUCUGA
This is a messenger RNA of Trichoderma asperellum CBS 433.97, 2454 nucleotides long. The record is from RefSeq and is a predicted model, not a curated record. Lineage: Eukaryota; Fungi; Ascomycota; Sordariomycetes; Hypocreales; Hypocreaceae.